AUGUGGACGAGUCUUUUCCCCACUGCUACCGCUGGCCCCAACGCGUUCGGCAUGUUUGGACAGAACCCCAGGGAUCAAUUCAACAUGUACGCUGAUCUCCGUCAAAGUAUGGCUGGGCCAUCGACAUUACCAUCGUCGCCCUCACCAUCAAGACUUUCCACUCCCUCCACUCGACGCAGCAGCGUCGCUACCACCGAUUCCUACGAUUCUGACUCCGAUCACGACGCAGACAGCAUGGAUGGUGCCACGAUUGUGGGAAGUGUGGACGAGGACGCGAAGGAGGAUGAUAAAACGCCGCAGAAGCAACCUCAGGGUUCCAGCUUCCUGUCUGACUUCGACCUGGCGGACUGCUGGAGGAGAUUGUUUGGCGGUAUAAGCCUGUAA
This is a messenger RNA of Stereum hirsutum FP-91666 SS1, 384 nucleotides long. RefSeq lists its product as uncharacterized. NCBI's taxonomy places the organism in Eukaryota, Fungi, Basidiomycota, Agaricomycetes, Russulales, Stereaceae. The record is from RefSeq and is a predicted model, not a curated record. The coding region runs from base 1 to 384 and encodes 127 amino acids. The transcript has 2 exons.